CCAUCAAACGAAGAAGAAGAAGCUGUCACAUUGACAAGCAUGGCGGCGUCCGCCAGUUCCGCAGAGGCUGCGCUCGCCGGUUCUAAAAGUUCUAUUUCAGCUGGCCAAAGCGUGGGAAACACCCCGAUUCAGUACAGUAUGAUUCUGGAUCAUCUUAUUGGGGAUAAGAGGACGGUGAAGGACAUGAACCCCGGCAUCAUGGGGGGACUUCCGGUGCCUUUUAAAAGUGAAGAGCAGAAGAGGAUAGAGAGGGCAAUGGAGAGCUGCGCUUUUAAAUCUAUUUUGGCCUGCGUAGGAGGGUUUGUUCUCGGUGGAGCGUUUGGUGUUUUCACAGCAGGCAUCGACACCAACGUUGGUUUUGAUCCCAAAGACCCUGCGAGAACGCCGACAGCUCGAGAAGUCCUCAGAGACAUGGGCCAACGGGGCAUGUCCUACGCUAAGAAUUUUGCUAUUGUGGGCGCCAUGUUCUCCUGUACGGAGUGCAUCAUCGAAUCGCACAGAGGAAAGUCUGACUGGAAGAAUGCAGUGUACAGUGGCUGUAUAACUGGAGGAGCAAUUGGCUUUCGUGCUGGUCUUAAGGCUGGUGUCCUAGGAUGUGGAGGAUUUGCUGCUUUUUCUGCUGCCAUUGAAUAUUACCUGCGAUGAACCAUGAAAGACUGUGUAGUACCAGUUUGUCUCUUUGGACGUCUGGAAGUUCAACUAUGACAAAUGCGAUGAAAGAAGUCCAACUUUUUGGCCUGAAAGUGGAGAACUGCUGUAGAAGCAGAUGAGAUGAUUUGCAACAUUUCCAAAGUUGGACAAUAGUGUUAAAGGGGGACUAAAGCCUUGUUUUUUUUAUGUUUAGCAGAGUUAUCCUGUGGCAAUAGUAAAAAGGGUCUGGAAAAACACUUUACACCCCUCAUACUUCUUUUCAUUGAGCUUUGUCAUUUAAAAGUAACCAUUUUAUUUUGUUUCUGUGUGCAAAACAUUCUCAAUCAGUGUAAAUAAGAGAUUGCUAGUGUCCUUUUUAAAUUGUCCUGUAUUAUGAAACUUGUAUUAAACAUUACAUUCAUGUGUUGUUAAAUUGAA
Messenger RNA from Nerophis ophidion (straightnose pipefish), 1068 nucleotides. RefSeq names its product translocase of inner mitochondrial membrane 22 homolog (yeast) (gene timm22). Gene Ontology annotation, molecular function: transmembrane protein transporter activity. Gene Ontology annotation, biological process: protein insertion into mitochondrial inner membrane. NCBI's taxonomy places the organism in Eukaryota, Metazoa, Chordata, Actinopteri, Syngnathiformes, Syngnathidae. The transcript is spliced from 4 exons. Gene Ontology annotation, cellular component: TIM22 mitochondrial import inner membrane insertion complex. The record is from RefSeq and is a predicted model, not a curated record. Bases 40 to 645 code for a protein of 201 amino acids.